Zophobas morio is the source of this 1802-nucleotide messenger RNA. RefSeq lists its product as uncharacterized. The record is from RefSeq and is a predicted model, not a curated record. Gene Ontology annotation, cellular component: plasma membrane. Lineage: Eukaryota; Metazoa; Arthropoda; Insecta; Coleoptera; Tenebrionidae. Gene Ontology annotation, biological process: protein localization to plasma membrane. The transcript has 6 exons. The coding region runs from base 46 to 1776 and encodes 576 amino acids.
CGUCCCGGUAAACCAUCAAAAUUUCCAGUUGUUGCACAAUCCACGAUGGAUCCAGCAAUGCCUUCACUAAACGGGAAUCGCUCCCGACAAACCAUUGCAGAAGAAAAGUUCCUGGGCAUUUUCGCCGGUUCAUCGGGUUUCCAAGUCCUCCGGAAACACUCGAAAUUCUUCAAGCGCUUCAGAAAACUGACGACCACAACCGAAACGCGCUUGAAGACCACGCAGAUCAAGUACUUGAUGACCGAAUUGAUAAUUUGUUGUUUGACGCAUAUGCAAGACACGUACCGGAUGCAUUUGAGCCGCGUCAAAGGGUUGACCAUCAUCGACACUAUUGUCCAGAGUUGUCCCAUCAAUAAAAUCGACGCGGAUCACGCCACCCAUUUGACUUGGGCUAUCCUCAGUUGUAUGCACCACUUCUUCGUGAGAUUACGAACUGAGAAAGGGUGUAUGGAGUGGUUCAAAAGGAGGCAGGCUCGAAAAGCUGUCAGGACGUACGAUAAAUUGCUGCAGUUUCUCACUCCGACGCACUACGAUACUGUGUUCAGCGCGAUCAUGAUCUUCUUGGAGGAAGCGGAUUUGUGGGAGAUCGAGUACUUUUGCUCGCAUUUGUUCCGAAGAGUGUUGGAGUACGCGGACGAGGAGAGUGUUUAUACCUCUCUGCUCGAGAUUGUUUCUUUGGUUGAGGAUUCGACGCUCACGAGUUUGAUGACGUGUCGAGAGAUAGUCCAAGUUUUGGUGACUCUAGGCAACUCUGUGAAGUGGGAGUGGAUGGAUGGGAGGAUCCUGACGAGGAUUAUCGAGAUUUAUGUUCUUAGUUUGCUGCCGGAGGAGAAUCACGGGCUUUAUGAAGGAUUGGAGAGUAGUUUGGCGGCGUGCUUGCAAGCGAUGUCGCAGUACGUCGGAGAGAAACAUCUUCGGUGCAUGGUGAACGUGAUGUUCAAACCGGUUUUGAAUGAGAGAAUAGGGGGCGAAAACCUACUACGCUACGGGGAAUUGUUGGAAAGUAUACACUUGAUGUACACUAAAAGAGGGGCACAUCAUCCCUUGUCCGACCUGACGCUACCACCCAUUGUUAAAACCAUGUGUUCGAAAAAGGUGAUCUAUAGCCAAUUGGGUCUCCGACUUUUGCAAAGCUUCGUGGAUCGAUGUGGUAACAAAUGGCAGUUUGAAGUGCCUAAAAUAUUUCUCAGACACACGAAGUACGACAUCAUCAUUAAUAAAUACUCGACUGCAGACAAGUUGAUGUUUCAACGUUACAGACACAAAUUACACGAGGUGGCAAUCAAAUGCGUAAUGAUGCACGGAGUCCAUAAGCUUUAUCUGGAGCUGCUUUACAUUUGUAUCAGUUUAUUCAUGGUAGAAAUUCCUUGCGGUUACACCGCCGCAUCCGGAAUUUGCCUAGUACUAACCCUUCAAGAACUAGCCCGCACUGAUAAAACCCUCCCGCCUCACUACUCUCAUCGCAUUCACGCUAUAGUAAUCUCCGUAAUAUCUCUAAUCUGCUACGUCCACGACGCCGUCGUUCUCUACGACUACGUCGGCAGCAUUGUCGAGAAAAGGGCGACUUUAGCACCACAUCUAAACCCACCUUUGAAGAGCACCUACAGCUACGCCCAACACCACAUUCUAUGGGACGACCCGCAGCUAUUCUUCGAAGACUGGAAAAUCCGCUACGGUCUGUGGAGGUGUUUCAAGGCCCGAAAAAAGAGCAUGGUCGUCAAAAAACGAAACUUCAUAAACCUCCCCCUGGAAAACUACGACGACUUCGACAUCUAAUAAAAUCGCGUCUGUAACCCGGCAAC